UCCUUCUCCCCCCAAAACUCAAACUACUCUCUCUCUCUCUCUCUCUCUCUCUCUCUCUCAUCACUGCCAACUCUCACAUUACAUCUCACUACAACACACUACAAAAACCACUCAAACAAAAUAGGGAUUCCAUGGCUUCUUCAGCUACUGCAACAGCUUCAAGUACAUGGGCUAAGCCCAAACCCUCUACUCCGUCACUUGAAUUGGGCUCUCUCUCUAGCUCAAUCUCUUUAGCUAAGCCCAAUAGACCACACCACCAACACAAUCCAAAGCUAUCAACAUAUCAAACACCAACUCCACCAACUCCUGUUAUUGCCAUUAUCGCUACCACUACUAUCGCUACCACCGUUACUAUCCCGACUUGCCCAAACGAGAAUACAUUAAAUCCGUCAUCGCUGUCUCCGAAAUGGAAUUUCUUACAGAGAGCGGCGGCGGCGGCUUUGGACGCGGUGGAGACCGGGUUGGUGGCACGUGAGAAGGAGCAUCCUCUUCCGAAAACAGCCGACCCGGGAGUCCAAAUCUCCGGCAAUUUCGCUCCGGUACCGGAACAACCCGUCCGGCAUCACCUUCCGGUCACCGGGAAAAUACCGGAAUGCAUUGAAGGAGUCUACGUCCGGAACGGAGCAAACCCAUUGUUUGAGCCCGUCGCCGGCCACCACUUCUUCGACGGCGACGGCAUGGUCCACGCCGUCGAGUUACGUGGUGGCGCGGCCAGCUAUGCUUGCCGGUUCACUGAGACACAGCGAUUCGUUCAGGAACGAGAUUUAGGCCGUCCGGUAUUCCCCAAAGCUAUCGGCGAACUCCACGGCCACUCCGGUAUUGCUCGGCUAUUGCUAUUCUAUGCUCGCGGGCUAUUCGGGCUAGUCGAUCACUGCCACGGCACCGGCGUAGCCAACGCCGGACUCGUUUACUUCAACGGCCGAUUACUCGCCAUGUCCAAAGACGAUUUACCGUACCACAUCAGAGUCACUCCCUCCGGUGAUCUCGAAACAGUUGGUCGGUACAAUUUCGAUGAUCAGCUCGAAACCACCAUGAUUGCUCACCCCAAGCUCGACCCAAUUUCUGGUGAGCUCUUCGCUCUAAGCUACAAUGUCAUUCAAAAGCCGUACCUCAAGUACUUCCGAUUCUCACCAUCAGGUGAGAAAUCGCCGGACAUUGAAAUCCCACUAUCUGAAUCAACAAUGAUGCAUGACUUCGCAAUCACCGAGAGGUUCGUGGUGAUUCCUGAUCAACAAGUAGUUUUCAAGCUCCCGGAAAUGAUCCGUGGUGGGUCUCCUGUGGUGUAUGACAAGAACAAAGUGUCCAGGUUUGGGAUUUUGGAUAAGUAUGCUACUGAUUCUUCUGGAAUCAAAUGGGUUGAAGCUCCGGAUUGCUUUUGUUUCCAUCUUUGGAAUGCUUGGGAAGAGCCCGAGACCGACGAAGUGGUGGUGAUCGGGUCCUGCAUGACCCCACCGGACUCGAUUUUCAACGAAUGCGACGAGGGUUUACAGUCUGUUUUAUCAGAAAUCAGGCUCAAUUUGAAGACUGGCAAGUCCACUCGCAGACCCAUCAUGAGCGAGUCUAAUCAAGUCAAUUUAGAAGCUGGGAUGGUGAAUCGGAACAAACUCGGACGCAAAACCCAGUUCGCUUACCUCGCGAUCGCUGAGCCGUGGCCUAAAGUCUCUGGUUUCGCUAAAGUCGACUUGUUUUCUGGUGAAGUGAACAAGUUCAUGUAUGGUGAUGACAAGUAUGGUGGUGAGCCUCUGUUUCUUCCAAGAGACCCCAAUUCAGAAAAUGAAGAUGAUGGGUACAUUCUUGCUUUUGUCCAUGCCUCUCGGGUCAUUCAGGAGCAGCUCCCAUGUCUGAUUUUUCAGACAUGAUUCCCUUUCCGUUGU
Camellia sinensis is the source of this 1874-nucleotide messenger RNA. Lineage: Eukaryota; Viridiplantae; Streptophyta; Magnoliopsida; Ericales; Theaceae. The record is from RefSeq and is a predicted model, not a curated record.